Messenger RNA from Bactrocera tryoni, 549 nucleotides. It is a transcript of the gene ATPsynG, whose product is annotated as ATP synthase subunit g, mitochondrial. The coding region runs from base 130 to 429 and encodes 99 amino acids. Lineage: Eukaryota; Metazoa; Arthropoda; Insecta; Diptera; Tephritidae. The transcript is spliced from 2 exons. The record is from RefSeq and is a predicted model, not a curated record. Gene Ontology annotation, molecular function: proton transmembrane transporter activity. Gene Ontology annotation, biological process: proton motive force-driven ATP synthesis.
AUUUUGACGUUUAGCUGAUUUUUCCACAAGACUUGAAUUUUGUCUUCAUCCACUACCAUUAUUAAUUGUGAGAAAGUAAUUUUUCUUUAUUUUCUGUAACGAAAAAUAUCUCAGCGCUAAAUUAAAAAAAUGGCGAGCCUUGCAACGAAAGGAUCCACCUUAGUAAACAAACUGCUGGUACAAGCAAGACCCCAACUUGAGACUUUUCUUAAGUACGCGAAAGUGGAGCUAACACCACCCACUCCAGGUGACAUUCCAGCUAUUCGUCAAGGAAUUGGUCGUCUCAUUAAUGGUGCACGUACUGGCGCAUACAAAAACCUGACUGUAAAAGAGGCAUGGUUGAACACCCUCGUUACCGCCGAGGUUCUUUUCUGGUUUUAUGUUGGUGAAUGUAUUGGCAAACGUCACUUGGUGGGUUAUAAGGUCUAAGGACUUUGUGAGUAGUCAAAUGUAAACAAAAACUAAACGAAACAAAUGAAGCAAAAUUGGAAAAAUCUAAACAAUUAUGCGCAUUACAUUAAAUAAAAUGAAUCACAUUUUUUUCGAAAA